Messenger RNA from Gadus macrocephalus (Pacific cod), 11552 nucleotides. Its product is annotated as piezo-type mechanosensitive ion channel component 2. The record is from RefSeq and is a predicted model, not a curated record. The coding region runs from base 606 to 10109 and encodes 3167 amino acids. The transcript is spliced from 56 exons. NCBI's taxonomy places the organism in Eukaryota, Metazoa, Chordata, Actinopteri, Gadiformes, Gadidae.
CAAACGUCAUUCACAGGACCGCCCUGUGGAGUUCUGCUGGAGAGCGCGCUCUCCGCCAGAAGUCAUAAAGUCAGACUUCACCAACGGGGCACGGGCCAGGAGAGAGAGAGAGCGAGGCUGGAGCGAGGAGAGGGUGGACUUAUUUGGUGGCCCACAACGUUUAAUGAAACACGGCGAUACAUGCGGUAUGUUUGCUCUCAUGGCUUCCUUACUCCCGUUUUUUCCCCACCUGAAAAGAUAAGCCAAUGGGCUCGAGAACUUGUUGGUACCAUCCCGGGCAUAUUUCCCAUCAUACGAGACCCGUCGCAAGCGCACCUGUGACAUCAGCUCUGUGUUGAUCUGCCCGACACGCCGUGAAGACCCGCUACUUUUCACCAUCCUAAUCCGAAGACAUGACGGUGUCCCCGGUCUGCAAACUGGCUAAAUACCCGGCGAGACUAACAUUAAUGACCGAAGCGGUGUCAGGGUGUUUGUGAUUGAGCCACAGAAGCUGUCUCGAGACGACCGGCGGGACGCCAGGGCCGUAUGGAACUUUCUUUUGGAGGACAAGGAACGCACCUGUUCGAUGCCCGCCGGGACUGGACCAGGACAGGGUUCCCAAAGCGAUGGCGUCUGAGGUGGCGUGUGGAUUGAUCUUCAGAUUACUUCUUCCAAUAUGUCUGGCUACCGCCUGUCUGUUCAGGUUCAAUGGCCUGUCCUUUGUCUACCUCAUCUACCUCCUGCUUAUCCCUCUCUUUGCAGAGCCCACGAGCACCACCAUGCAAGGCCACACAGGGAGGCUGCUCAUGUCGCUGUGUUUCACCAGCAUGUCCUUCGUGCUGUUCCACAUCAUCUACCAGAUCACAGUCAACAGCCUGCUGGCCACCCACUCCAUCAGCGCCGACUUCAACUGUUCUAUGUGGGAGAAGUCCAUAAGGCAGAUUGGCUUUGAGAGCGUGAUCGGGGCGGACGCCAUGAACGGGAUCCGCGUGUUCCUCCCGGACAUCGGCAUGUUCCUGACGGGCCUGGCGGUCUGGCUGGUCUGCCGCAGCCUGGUGCACAAGAGGCCCUCCGAGGACAUGGCCCAGGACAACGCUCACUUCCAGGCAGAGGACCUGGAGGAAGAGGAGAAGCUGAGCCUGGAGGGCAACAUCCUGUUGGAGGAAGACCACGAGGCGGGCUACGAGGCCGAGGGAGACGAUGACGAAGAGCUGUCCGAUGAGGAGGAGGACGACGACGACGAGGAGCAGGAGGGGGACGAGCCUGAGGAGGAGGAGGAGGCGAAGGAGAGCGCCAAGAUGAAGGUCCUGCGAUUCGUGGCGGGCGUGGCGUCCAAAGUGAAGGAGAUCAUCGGGGACCUGAUCACCACCGCUGGGAAGGUGGUGGUCACCAUCCUGCUGGGCCUUACGGGCGCCAUGCUGCCCUCGCUGACCUCGGCGGUGUACUUCUUCGUCUUCCUCUUCCUGUGCACCUGGUGGUCCUUCUGCCGCACCAUCGACACGCUGCUCUUCAGCUGCAUGUGCGUGCUGAUGGCCAUCUUCAGCGCCGGCCACCUGGUGAUCCUCUACCUCUACCAGUUCCAGUUCUUCCAGGAGGCCAUCACCACUGACGACUACUACAUCAGAUUGUUUGGCAUCUCCCCCCUCAUCCGAGUCGACUGCACGCGCACGUGGAAGCUCAACAAGAACCCGGAGCUCUACUGGCACCACUUUGUCAACCCGGGGAUGCUGCUGCUGCUGUACUACACCCUGGCCACGCUCAUCCGCCUCUGGCUGCAGGAGCCCACCGGGCAGAUGGAGGACAAGGAGGAGGCGGAGGGAGAGGAGAAGGAGGGGCUGAUGGGCAACGGGACCAGCAGCUCGGCCGACAGGAGGAGGCACAUCUGGCGGCUCACCAGCCGCGCCACGGAUGAGAGGGAGGGUCCCAACGAGAACUCUUUCGAAUUCACCACAACUGACAAUGGACCGGUCAGUGUGGAUCUCUAUUCAACCCCGCACUACAAAAUGGACCAGUCCACCUUCAAUCCAGACCCAGAGAUUAAGCACGAAUGUGUGUACGAAGUGAGGCUGCCCUCCGAAAUGGGUAUGGAGGGGGGGAAGAAGGAUGGGGAGGAGACGGAGACGGAGGGCGAGGACCGGGAGAAGGCCAGUGCUGUGGUCACCGUCUUCCGCUUCAUCAUGAAGCAGAGCUACAUCUGCGCUCUCAUCGCCAUGAUGGCCUGGAGCAUCACCUACGUCAGCUGGCUGACCUUCGUCUUCCUGCUGUGGUCGUGCAUCCUGUGGAUGGUGCGCGACCGUCGGCGCUACGCCAUGAUCACCUCGCCCUUCAUGGUGAUGUACGGCAACCUGCUGCUGGUGCUGCAGUACAUCUGGAGCUUCGAGGUCCUGACCAAGGUGUCGGGCUUCUUCCUCAAAGGGAACGUGCCCUUCAGCGAGCUGUGGACCAAGAUGCUGUGUCUGCUGAGCUUCUGGCUGCUGCUGAGGCAGACUCUGAUGGAGCGGGAGGAGAAGCUGAGCCACACGGAGGCGGCUCUGUCCGACGUGGUGGUGGACCAGGACAAGGCCAAAGAGGAGGAGGAGAGGAGGUCGUCGGAGAAGGAGGAGGAGGAGGAGGGGGAAGGAGGGGAGCCGGACGUGGUGCAGGUGCUGGGCAGCCUGAUCAUGGCCCUGCUGGUCAAGUACUGGCUCUACAUCUGCAGCGGCAUGUUCUUCUUCGUCAGCUUCGAGGGCCGCAUCGUCAUGUACAAGAUCAUCUACAUGAUGAUGUUCCUGUCCUGCGUGGCCCUCUACCAGGUGCACUACGAGUGGUGGAGGAGGGCUCUCAAGUACUUCUGGAUGUCGGUGGUGAUGUACACCAUGCUGGUGCUCAUCCUGGUCUACACCUUCCAGUUCGACACCUCCCCGCCCUUCUGGAGGGGCUUGACCGGCAUGGAUGACAAGCAACUGGAGGAUCUGGGCCUGGAGACUUUCUCUGUGCCCGAGCUGUUCAGCCGCAUCUUCAUCCCGGCCUCCUUCCUGCUGGUCUGCAUCCUCCACCUUCACUACUUCCACGACCGCUUCCUCGCGCUCACAGACCUCCAGGCUCUGGUGGCCAAGGAGGAAAGCACGAUCUACAGCCAUGCUAAAGUCAAUGGCCGUGUCUAUGUGAUCAUGAAUAGCAUCAAGCAAAAAAUCCCCACGCAGUCGAGCAAGCUGGCCCACCCUGACGGCAGCCUGGCAGACCUCACCCUGCUCAGCUCCAGCUCGGUGGACGAGCCGUCCCUACGUUGCACCGAGGACAGGAAGGGCGGGGGGGCGGGCGGGGGGGCGGGUGGGGUGCCCGAGGAGAUGCUGGUGGUGGUGACGUCCACGGAGGAGGAGGACGCCUCGUCGGCGGGGGGGACCGGCAGCUACUCCCUGGGGAAGAGGCAGCGGCGGUCGGGCAGCGAGGGGAGCCGGUGCUGCAGCAGCGGGGGCGCCCCCACCACCGAGAACAGCACCGAGCAGAGCUCCGACCUGAAGAACAAAUGGCAUCUGGUGGUGGACCGGCUCACGGUGCUGUUCCUCAAGUUCCUGGAGUACUUCCACAAGCUGCAGCUCUUCAUCUGGUGGCUGCUGGAGAUCCACAUCAUCAAGAUCGUGUCCUGCUACAUCAUCCUGGUCUCCAUCAAAGAGGUGUCCCUCUUCAACUCGGUGUUCCUGGCGUCCUGGGCCUUCGCCCUGCCCUUCACCCAGGUCCGGCCCAUCGCCUCCAGCAUCUGCACCGUGUGGACGUGCGUCAUCGUCAUCUGUAAGAUGUUGUACCAGCUGAAGUCCAUAGAUCCGGAAUUCUACUCCAGCAACUGCACCCUGCCAGCAGGCUACGCACUCAAAAUAAUGGAAGAACUGACGAGUGAGUCUGUGCUUUAUAAAGAGCCGGUGGAUCCAGCCAACUGGGUGGGCCUCAUGAAGUCUGAACCCCUGUUGGAAUACCUGCGGAACAACCUGUUGAUGCUGGCCAUCCUGGCGUUCGAGGUGACCAUCUACCGCCACCAGCAGUACUUCCGGCUCCGCAACAAACUGACCCCGCCCGCCGCCCGGAUCAUCUUCCACGGCAUCACGCGCCAGCACCUGGACCAAGGCAUCGUCAACUUCGUCAAGUACUUCGUCAACUACUUCUUCUACAAGUUCGGGCUGGAGACGUGCCUGCUGCUGGUGGUCAACGUGAUCGGCCAGCGCAUGGACUUCUACGCCAUGCUGCACGCCUUCGCACUCAGCGUGGUCAUGUACCGCCGCCGGAGGAAGGCCAUCGCUGAGAUCUGGCCCAAGUACUGCUGCUUCCUGGCCUGCAUGAUCACCUUCCAGUACUUCAUGUGUGUGGGGAUCCCCCCCGCCGCCUGCAAAGACUACCCUUGGAGAUUCCCCAACUCUGGCACAGAGUCCAACGUGGUCAAGUGGCUCUAUGUUCCUGACUUCCACACAAAGCCCAACCCAAUGUUCCUGUUCUAUGACUUCAUGCUGCUGCUGUGCGCCUCCCUCCAGAGGCAGGUAUUUGACGACGAGAACAAGGCGGCCGUGCGUCUCAUGGCCGGGGACAACGUGGAGAUCUGCCGGGACCUGGACGCCGCCACCUUCAGCGUGCACAACCCCGUCCCCGACUUCAUCCACUGCAGGUCGUACCUGGACAUGCUGAAGGUGACCAUGUUCAGCUACUUGUUCUGGUUCGUCCUCACCAUCCUCUUCUUCACGGGUACCACUCGCAUCAGCGUCUUCUGCAUGGGCUACCUGGUGGCCUGCUUCUACUUCCUGCUCUUCGGGGGGGAGCUGCUGCUCAAGCCAAUCAAAAAGAUCCUCCGCCUAUGGGACUUCCUCAUCGCCUACAACGUCUUCGUCAUCACCAUGAAGAACAUCCUGUCGAUCCUUGCCUGUGGUUACAUCCACACUCUGCUGGUGAAGCACUGCUGGUUGAUCCAGCUGCUGAGCCUUGCUUGCACCAUCAAGGAGUACAAAUCAAACGAUAUCAAUCAGGAUCACAUCGAUAUAGCGGACCAAUGCGAGCUCCCCAAGGACGAGGCGGGCAUCAUCUGGGACAGCAUCUGCUUCGCCUUCCUGCUGCUGCAGCGCCGCGUCUUCAUGAGCUACUACUUCCUGCACGUGGUGGCCGACAUACGCGCCUCACAGAUCCUUGCCUCCAGGGGCGCGGAGCUGUUCCAGGCCACCAUCGUGAAGGCAGUGAGGGCCAGGCUGGAUGAGGAGCACAGGUCCAUGGAGCAGCUGAAGAGACAGAUGGACCGCAUCAAGAUGAGGCAGCAGAAGUUCAAGCGGGGCAAGGAGAAGAUGCUGAGCAUGACCCAGGAGUCUGGCGAGGGCCAGAGCCUGGUGCCGCCCGAGGAAGAGGAUGACGGAGCAGAGCGAACGAAAGCCAAGACCAAAAAAAAGCAGUGGUGGAGGCCGUGGGUAGACCAUGCUUCUAUGGUGAGAAGUGGAGAUUAUUACUUGUUUGAAACUGACAGUGAGGAAGAGGAGGAAGAGGAGGACAAAACCGAGGAGGACCUUCCUAAAAAGUCAGCGUUUCAGCGUGCUAUCGGAAAGUUUGCCUCUGCUUUGCUGGCAUUGCCAAAGUCUAUUAUCAAACUGCCCAAAACUGUACUGCAGUAUGUAAUGAAGGCAGGCAAGUUCCUCUACCACGCCUGGAUCACAGACCCCAAGACGGCUCUCAGGGAGAAGGCCAAAGAGAGGCGCAAGUUCUGGAAGAAGUACACCAAGGGAGUGCGAAGCAGAAAAAGCAAGAAAGAGAGUCAUGUGACUAUAGAGGUAGGAGACCUGCCGGAGGGUGUAGGGGAAGACGAGGACAGCAAAAAGUCUGAAGGCCCAGACAACGUCAUCAAGCGCAUGUACAACAUCAUCAAGUUCUUGCUGGUGCUGUGCCAGACCACGGUGGACAGUUUCACCAAGUGGAUGAAUGAGAUGUGCCAGGAGCACAUCGACAUCUCCAGCGUGCUGCGCAUCGAGCGCUGCAUGCUCACGCGCGAGGUCAAGAAGGGCAACGUGCCAUCCAGGGACCACAUCCACGUGUACUACCAGAAGGCCAUGAGGCUCAACAUGUCCCGGCAGUCCAGCAUGGACCUGCUCAGCGAGGACGACUCGGGCUCCCAGAGGGUCCCCAGACGGAGGCAGGGGCGCUUCCCCAUGGGGAGCGGGGACUCCAUGGCCUCCCGGGACAGCAUCUCCAGCGGGUACACGGAGGCCACCAUGCUGUCCCGCCAGUCCACCCUGGACGACCUGGACGGCAUGCCCGAGUGCAUCCCCAAAACCAGCGAGCGGGCGCGGCCCAAGCUGCGCAAGAUCUACGGCAUGGACGCCUCCAACUCCUCGGCCGACAGCGGGAGCAGCCUCGUGUCCAGCGAGGCCACCCAGUGUAUCACGCUGUACUCCCGGCAGGGGACCACGGACACCAUAGAGGAGGUGGAGGACGAACACGACCUGGGAGAAGACGGGCGCCAGGCGGAGCCAAGGGGCUGCCAGGAGCCGGAGGGCUCUCUGGAGCCGGGGGGCUCCCAGGAGCAAGAGGGGUCUGUGGAGCCAGGGGGGUCACAAGGGCCAGAGGGCUGCCAGGAUUAUGAGGGGUCCCUCGAGCCGGAAGGGUCCCCACAGCCAGAGGGGUCCAUGGAGCCAGAGGGGUCCCCACAGCCAGAGGGGUCCCCGCAGCCAGAGGGGUCCCCACAGCCAGAGGGGUCCAUGGAGCUAGAGGGGUCCCAACAGCCAGAGGGGUCCAUGGAGCUAGAGGGGUCCCAACAGCCAGAGGGGUCCUCGGAGUUAGAGGGGUCCCCACAGCCAGAGGGGUCCUUUGAGCUAGAGGGGUCCCCACAGCUAGAGGGGUCCCCACAGCCAGAGGGGUCCUUGGAGCUGGAGGGGUCCGCACAGCCAGAGGGGUCCCAGGAACAGGCGGAGUGCGGGGAUUCUGAGGGGUCCCAGGACCCUGAAGGGUCGGAGGAGCCGGACUGGACUCAGGUACUGGACGGGUCCCAGGAGACGGAAGCCGGGCCCUGGGGAGUGGACAACCCUGCUUGGCAGAAGGACGACGAGGAGGAAGGCCAGGAGGACCAGUGCAGACAAGGGGUCUCCUGGGAUUCCUUUGGCCCAGGAGAAGGCCCCUCCAUGACGGGGACGGAGACGGAGGAGGGGGCGGGGGCGGGGCCGGCCGGGAUCCAGGACCCGGACUACACCACAGAUAGCGAGGACGGGGAGGCCGGUGCGCGCGAGUCCUCCCGGCGCCGGGGCCGGUCGGCGCUGCUCUACACCCCCGACACGGACGCCUCCAAGACGUCGGACGCAGAGGUGCCGCCGAGUUACAGCAAGGUGGUGAGCUUCGACCGCCUGGAGGUCAGCGACGACGACAGCGACGUGGGCCGCGGGAGGAUGGCGAUGACCUCAGACAGCCGGUCGGAGGGCAGCACGCGCUCCGACCUGGCGCAGCCCUCCAUGAUGACCGAGCUGACCGCCAGCGAGCUGUUGCUCAGCAAGAUGUUCUACGACGAGGAGCUGGACCAGUCAGAGAAGUUCUAUGACAGCCAGCCGCUGGGGCUGCAGCUGGGCUACGCGCUGUACAACAUGCUGGUGGCCCACUCGGAGAUGGUGUGCUACCUGGUGAUCAUCCUCAACCACAUCAUGUCGGCCAACCUCGCCACGCUGGUCAUCCCCAUCAACAUCUUCCUGUGGGCCAUGCUGUCUGUGCCGCGUCCCAGCAAGCGGUUCUGGAUGACCGCCAUCGUGUACACGGAGGUCACAAUCUGCAUCAAGUACUUCUUCCAGUUCGGCUUCUUCCCCUUCAACCAGAUGAAGGCGGAGAAGUCCAAGCCGUACCACCCGCCCAACAUCAUCGGUGUGGAGAAGAAGGACGGCUACGCCCACUAUGACCUCAUUCAGCUCCUAGCCCUCUUCUUCCAUCGCUCCAUCCUGAAGUGCCACGGCCUGUGGGACGAGGACGACAAAAGGCAGCAGAAGCGGGAGCAGGCCGCCCAGGAGACGUCGGAGGACGAGGGGAACGGCGUGGGGCGGGCCAGCGAGAAGAAGGAGAAGGUGAGGGACGCGGCGGCGGCCCCGUCGGUGAGGUCGGAGAGCCGGGGCUCCAUGAGGUCGCUCAACUUUGACGGCCCCGUGGACUCGGUGCAGGUGCAGAUGCACCACUCCCAGCAGAAGACCUUCCAGCGGCGCAAGAGCUCCAGCGGGGGGUCGUUCAUCUCCCACCGCUCCGGCCUGUCGUCGGCGCGGUCCAAGAGAGGAAGCACCGCGUCCCACAACAGCAGCCGGUACGACGGCAGCGAGGCAAGCGUGCAGAAGAGCCGGAAGCAGCUGAUGGCGGAGAAGCUCAGAGAACAGCUGAUCAGGGGCAAGGCCAUGGUGGUCAAACGAUGCAUGGAUUUCUACGAACCCAUCCGCCAGUUCUUCUACAACCUGAUCCACCCCGAGUACAGCGCCGUGACCGACGUCUACGUGCUCAUGUUCCUCGCCGACACAGUCGACUUCAUCAUCAUCGUGUUCGGAUUCUGGGCUUUCGGCAAACAUUCUGCGGCAGACAUCACCUCGUCCCUGUCAGAGGAUCAGGUUCCUGGGCCUUUCCUGGUCAUGGUUCUGAUCCAGUUUGGGUCCAUGGUGGUGGACCGCGCCCUCUACCUCAGAAAGACCGUCAUGGGCAAGGUCGUCUUCCAGGUCAUCCUGGUCUUCGGCAUCCACUUCUGGAUGUUCUUCAUUCUGCCCGGAGUCACAGAGAAGCGUUUCAACCAGAACAGGGUGGCCCAGAUGUGGUACUUUGUCAAGUGUAUCUACUUUGGACUGUCGGCCUAUCAGAUCCGCUGUGGGUAUCCCACCCGCGUCCUGGGCAACUUCCUCACCAAGAGCUACAACUAUCUCAACCUCUUCCUGUUUCAAGGGUUCCGCCUGGUUCCCUUCCUAACAGAGCUGCGGGCGGUGAUGGACUGGGUGUGGACGGACACGUCCCUGUCGCUGUCCAGCUGGAUCUGCGUGGAGGAUAUCUACGCUCACAUCUUUGUGCUUAAAUGUUGGAGGGAGUCUGAGAAGAAAUUCCCGCAGCCGCGUGGGCAGAAGAAGAAGGCGACGGUGAAGUACGGUCUGGGGGGCAUGAUUGUGGCCCUGCUCAUCUGCAUCGUGUGGUUCCCGCUGCUCUUCAUGUCCCUGGUCAAGUCUGUGGCCGGUGUGGUCAACAAGCCGCUGGACGUCUCGCUCACCAUCACCCUGGCCGGCUUCCAGCCCAUCUUCACCAUGAGCGCUCAGCAGAAGCAGCUACGGGAAAUUACGGAGCAUCAAUAUGCUGCCUUUGUGAGGGGAUAUACUAACAAUGACGAAUGCUUGCAAUGGCUGGAGACCUACCAGUACCAGGACCUGAUUAUUGCUGAACUAGAGGGCAGCUCCAACUCUCUGUGGACCAUCAGCCCACCCAGCAGGAAAAAUCUCAUCGACAUGCUGCGACAUCCUGGAGAGGAAUUCACCAUCACUGUGUCCUGGUCCAUUCAAAGGAACCUUACACUGGGUGCUAAGGCGGAGUUUGCCACGGGCAAGCUGGUGGAACACCUCGACACCGACACCAGGGACCACCUGAUGCAGCUGCUCAACAACAACUCCACCACCACAGCGAUCCUCAAAGAUCUCUUCCCACGGUAUCUCCGGGCGCCUACCGAUUCGGCUUCCAAACCCGUGGAGCAGCUUUUAAAGGAUAAGAAGAAGGAGAACAUCAGCUUGUCGCUACAGCGAAGCACACAAAGCUCCGGGGAGGUGCGGGAGUGGUGGGUCGUCAACCAGUCGGAGUCCGGCUUCUUCAAAAAGCCCAACCAAACGGGGCUGAAUCUGUACAUAUUCAGCGACCAGGUCAGCCCCCCCAGCCUGGGUUUCCUGGCAGGAUACGGCAUCAUGGGCCUGUACGCCUCCGUGGUGCUGGUGAUCGGCAAGUUUGUGCGCGAGUUCUUCAGCGGCAUCUCGCACACCAUCAUGUUCGAGGAGCUGCCCAACGUGGACCGCAUCCUCAAGCUGUGCACGGACAUCUUCCUGGUGCGGGAGACGGGCGAGCUGGACCUGGAGGAGGACAUGUACGCCAAGCUCAUCUUCCUCUACCGCUCGCCGGAGACCAUGAUCAAGUGGACCCGGGAGAAGACGGAGUGACCGCUGUGUGGCGCCCCGGCGCCCACACCUGACCCGCACACUCCACCCUCCCCCCCACACCUGACCCUCAUACUCCACCCUACCCCCACACCUGACCCUCAUACUCCAUACUCCCCCACACCUGACCCUUACUGUAUGUUCACACCACACCCCCCCCCGCAAGAAGACAAGCAAGGGGACCCCCUGCUUCCUCCCCCCUACGCUUUGCGGUCUCCCACGGCAACGGUACGGUGAUGGUUUUAAAGGGCUCCACACCGACAGACACUCGGUGCACAACACCAGAAAGCACAAACCCGCCUGGUGUGUGUUCUGCUUCUUCUUCCCUUCGCCUUCCACCACAACCCUUGGGAUUGUAGGGGUUUGUGCAAUACAGAGCUCUCCAUACAAAGGCCUCAGUAGAGAGAGACAGAGAGAGAGAGGGCUUUCUUUACCUUAUAUGUGGACAGCAUGAGGACGGGCAGCCUCUGGCGGAGGUCCGGUUGUAAGAACUGCCCAGCCCCUAACCCCUAUUUAGUUGUUUUUUGAAUACCAGAGCCUACCGAAUUCAACUCCUGCAAAAAAAACAAUGCAAAGACGCAAUCACGGCGGGAUCUCACCCUCACUCUGUUUGUACGCGAGAUCCAAAACUGUUCAUAAUAAACCACCAACUCCAUAUCUUUCUCAGGAAGAGCUGUUUUCAACCACAAUGAGGUCCCGCGACGAGAUGGCGGCGGCCGCCCCGACAGGCCCUCGCAUCACUUUAUAGGAUCUUAGCAUUAGGAGGGAGUCUAAUGAAUAUUCAAAUGAAAUGACAGAAAAUGUUUAAAAAAAAAGGGAGUGAUGAAAGAUGACUAUUUAAAAAGGCAUGCGAUUAUUACAAGAUAAUGAAAAGAAAAACUGGGUGGACUUUUCAAGAUGCAGUAUUUACCCUGCCGGCUUGAUUACCACUCACACCGAUCCCGGUCGCGGGUAUUGGCGGCCCAGUUUCUAUUCCAAGAGGACACGCUACACUUUUUCCCUCACAGUGAACGGGAUCAAUUGAUAAUCGUAUUUUGCAUUAUUUCCAGUCUGGCCGGAGUCUAGACCGCGGGAGGCCUAUUUUUAAAUCAGGGUAUUGGGUGCUGUUGAGGCGCUAAGACUGUUGCACACACACAGCGAUUUCUUUCAACGCUACCGAUGGGAAGUCAUUCACCCAGCUGCGGUGGCGAGGAAAACGUGUCCCGUUCUAUUCACACAACGGACAAAAGCCCUCUUUCGGUCAGAAGCUAUGCAUUAGAGGAAAUUGUAGCAUGAAAAAAAAACGACGUUAUUAUUGUCGUGAGUAAUUUACAUUACAUGUACAUACCAUGUUAUGUGAGGGGUGGGCGAAUGAAAUGUGAAGUUAUACCUGUAGGCUAUGUUAUAUGGUAUUUAUGGUAUGAAAAGAGGUCCCGAGAACGGCAUAAUAAAACAUCUCGAAAUUUG